This is a messenger RNA of Phragmites australis (common reed), 1537 nucleotides long. RefSeq lists its product as uncharacterized. The coding region runs from base 209 to 1276 and encodes 355 amino acids. The record is from RefSeq and is a predicted model, not a curated record. The transcript has 3 exons. Gene Ontology annotation, biological process: protein ubiquitination. Gene Ontology annotation, molecular function: ubiquitin-protein transferase activity. Lineage: Eukaryota; Viridiplantae; Streptophyta; Magnoliopsida; Poales; Poaceae. Gene Ontology annotation, cellular component: CCR4-NOT complex.
AGCGUCGCAAACGCCAAACGCCCGGAAGAUUUUCGUCCCCGCUUCCUCGCUUUCCAUUAAACUCCGCCUCAGCCCCGUGCGUUGUGUUAUCUAUCCAUCCGCCUCCCUCGCCGCUCGCCGCGUCGUUUUUUAGGGUUUUCUCCUCCUCUCCUCGCCCCCACGCGCGCGCGCACGUCGAGGAGGCCGGCAGUCCACCGCACCCGGCGAGAUGGGAUACAGCGAGUCCGCAUCGGCCGCCGCCGCCCGCGACGCGAAGAAGAAGAGGGGGAACCGGACGGCGGCGAAGCUGAAGCAGAGCAAGCUCGAGACGCGCCGCGAGCAGUGGCUGUCGCAUGGGCAAGGCAAGGACGGGAACGAGGCUAAGGUUGCUGCUCCACCAACAGGAGCAGGGUCAAAUGCUGGGUCACCGAUCCUCGCGUCCCCACACCCUCCACUCCCUCGUCGGCGUGCAGAUACGAGGUCAAGGGGAAGUGAUCCGGAGGACAGGGAGGAGGCUGGUGCUGCCGGGCUGGAGGUAGGCGGCAGCGACCUCGACUCCCCCAUUCACAGCCCUGGCUCAAACAGUUCCCAAGGCGGUGGGUGCCCUUUGAGGAAGGGGUGCUCUGGCAAUGGUGGUGGCCCUAGCCUCAGCAGUGGAAGCAGUGUAUGGUCCAGCUCGAGGAGUGUGAGUGAUGCUGAGGAGGAUGAUACAGGCUGCCCUGAGGAUGAAAGUGAAGUCUUGGAUGAUUGGGAAGCGGUUGCUGACGCACUUUUUGACGAUAACAGUCAUUGCCACCAGAGUUUAGGUCCCAUGAUCCCCCCAGCAGCUCCUACAAGUGCAACACCUGCCAAUGCAGCAAGACCUGAACCGAUUCUGAGCAAAACAAGAGCUUGGGCACCUGAUGAUAUAUUUCGUCCACAGAGCUUACCCAGUAUCUCCAAGCAGGCCAGCUUUCCAGCGAGCAUCGGAAACUGCUGGGCAGGGAUGGGGAUGAGUGCUGCACAGCAGGGUGUCCUCCCUUUGCCAUUGUCGUGUCCGAUAUGCUACGAGGAUCUUGACCCAACGGAUUCAAGCUUCCUUCCCUGCCCUUGUGGGUUUCACCUGUGUCUCUUCUGCCACAAGAGGAUCCUUGAGGCGGAUGGGCGCUGCCCAGGUUGCAGGAAGCAAUACAACACAGUGUCUGCAGCAGAAGGUGGUGGCUGCGCCAAAGCAACAACAGUUGGGAUUGGACGAGAGAUGGCAAAUGUAGCACCAGUGCGGCUAUCCCGUUCUUGUAGCAUGGGUCCAAGAUACUAGACUGUGCCAGGGACUAGCUCUAUGUUGUAGCUCGACUCUUUGCAUGUUACUGUCGGAUAUGCUAGUUUUUCCGUGUAUUGUCUGCUUUUGGUAUAAAGAAAUGUGAAUAUUGGAAUAGGUACUGAAUCCAUAUAGACUUAUCCAGGAACUCAAUUUUUUUGAGACUGUAACCAUUGCAUGUGAUGCGUAUGUUGCUGGAGAAAACUGUUUGUCGUUUGCAGUUUGUGAGAUAAUAUAUAUGCUAUAUUAAGGUGUCUGUUA